Messenger RNA from Sinocyclocheilus grahami, 461 nucleotides. RefSeq names its product BCL2 modifying factor 1 (gene bmf1). Gene Ontology annotation, biological process: positive regulation of apoptotic process; negative regulation of autophagy; apoptotic process. Gene Ontology annotation, cellular component: myosin complex. Lineage: Eukaryota; Metazoa; Chordata; Actinopteri; Cypriniformes; Cyprinidae. Bases 120 to 461 code for a protein of 113 amino acids. The transcript is spliced from 3 exons. The record is from RefSeq and is a predicted model, not a curated record.
GGGACGUGCAGCGAUCGAGCGAGCAGCUGAUAUUUUUUGCACUUCACGGCAAUUGCUUUUACUUAAACAUUUCUACUGAGCUGGAAAAGAGACAGAGACAAAGGUGAGGAGCUCGGCUGAUGGAUGAGGAUGAGGAUGAUGUGCGCAGGAAGGGUCUACAGCACUGGCCUUCCUCCCGCGUUCAGAUAAAGCAGACCGAGACCGCAGGGAUACCCCCUCUAUGCCCCAGCGGCAUGCUGCCCUGUCGAGUGCAUGUGGAGCCCAGACGCUUUCUCUACGGUAACACAGGACUGCUGCUGCUAGCGCCGCCUAGCCGCUCUCGGCCUCCAGACGUGGUUCUCCGGCAGAACCUGCGCAUGAUGGAUCCGGCGGAGAGCGUGGAGACCCUCAUCGGGCAGAAGCUCCAGCUGAUCGGAGAUCAGUUCUAUCAGGAGCACAUGAUGGUGAGUGGAGAUCUAUGA